GCGACGCGGGUUUGUCGGCAGAGCCGGGCGGGCGGCGGCGGCGGCGGGCGAGCGCGAGUGAGCGGCGGCACUGCAAGAGGCGGGGGCCGUGCCCGGCCAUGAGGCACGAAGCGCCUGUGCAGAUGGCAUCUGCUCAAGAUUCCAGAUAUGGCCAGAAAGAUACAUCUGACCAGAACUUUGAUUACAUGUUCAAACUGCUCAUUAUUGGCAACAGCAGUGUUGGGAAAACCUCCUUUUUGUUCCGAUAUGCUGAUGAUUCCUUUACAUCUGCCUUUGUAAGCACAGUUGGGAUCGAUUUCAAAGUAAAAACGGUUUUCAAAAAUGAAAAAAGAAUUAAGCUACAGAUUUGGGACACAGCAGGUCAAGAGAGAUACAGGACAAUUACCACGGCUUACUAUCGGGGUGCAAUGGGCUUCAUUUUAAUGUAUGACAUCACAAAUGAAGAAUCUUUCAAUGCUGUGCAGGAUUGGUCAACUCAAAUCAAAACAUACUCUUGGGAUAAUGCCCAGGUUAUUUUGGUCGGUAACAAAUGUGACAUGGAGGAUGAACGGGUAAUCUUCACUGAAAGAGGCAAAAGUUUAGCAGAGCAACUUGGAUUUGAAUUUUUUGAAACAAGCGCCAAGGACAACAUUAAUGUCAAGCAGACAUUUGAGCGACUCGUGGAUAUCAUCUGUGACAAAAUGUCGGAAACUCUGGAGACGGAUCCCACCAUCGCUGCCAGCAAGCAGAACACACGACUAAAGGACACCCCUCCUCCACAGCAGCCCAACUGUGGCUGUUAAUGCAGCUCUCUGCAAAGGCAGCUCCAGUGUGUUCUGUUGCCAACAGAGUGUUUAUGAAUGGUCUAUAUGCCUUUACUAAUACUGUCUCAUUAAUUUAUUUUGGAGAAAAAUAGGGGGAUUUUUUUACAUCAGCAGCUAGUCAAGUAUGUGUAUGGAGUUGGAGAGGUUACUAGUUUGAAAGGACAAUUCAUAUUUUAGUAUCAAGAUUUUGCAUGCAAGAUGACUAUUAGCUUCUCUUUUCUUUUUACUGUUUUACAUUACAUUUACUUCAGCCGGUGCCACGUCCUCAGACCACAUUUGCCUAGAACUGACUCUCGAUAGUUUCAAAUUAUACAGUUGAAUCCUUAGGGUAGUAGCCAGAGGGUUAUAGAAUAAGCUCCCUAAUGCCACUUAUAUUUUAUCCUGACUGAAAAUCAAUUUAGAAAUGUUCCUCUAGUGAGCCAAUCCCUCAUUCUGUUCAGAUUAUUUGUAUACGGGAAACUUCCUGGAGCAUAUUGCCUUGGUAAAUCUACAUUCAUUAUAUUACACGUCAUGGUUGACUGGAAACUGCAGAAGUUAGAGAGAGGUUAGAUCCUGGACCCAAAGCCACCAAACUUCCCUGUGAUUUUUCAACUGGAUGUGAGUAUUCAGUGCAGACCCUCAGAAUUAUUAGGUACUCCCUCUUGUUUGGAUAGCUAGCAUGUUUACCUUUCCAUGGGAUCUGCAUGUCUGUCUUAAUACCUGUCUGAAACUGGAUUUAAUUUCUCAGUCCACCAUUAUGGAAAUCCUGGUAGUAACUACUCCAGUAGUGGUGGGCUAACUAGCUCUUUCCAUUUCUACCUGCAUGAGAUAUUAAACGCACAGUCCUAUAUUAGCCCUGACAGAGCCAAAUUCAUUACACUUAGUUGUUCAUAGCCAAGGACUUGUCUUUUCCUGUUGCUGCCAAAUCUGCAUAAUUAAGUUUUCAGGAAUUUCACCUCAUCAUGGCUACAAAUACCUGUUAUUUCACUCACAUCUAUUACAGAAGCGCUGCUAGUGUCAGUGAACUGGAGUUUGACCUGAUUUUCACUUUGACGAGGAUUUCUAUUCUGACAAGACAAUCGGAAUUUCACAGGAUAUUUUUAAACUUUAGGAGUAAUAAAAAAUUGUCAACAUCUCUAGCAUUAGGCUGAAUAUAUUAAUAAGAACAACAAAAGGCUAUGAUGAUAGCAGAAUAAAGGGCAAAUUCUUUUUUACUAAAGUGCUUGAAACAGUCAUAUUUCAGAGUUUUUUAAAGUAAUCCUCUAGUAAUUGGUGGCAGUUUCUUACAUCUGUGCUCUGGAGUACUUUGUAUAACUGCUUCACUUGCAUCACAAUAAUAUUUUUUAACUAAAUGGCAUAACUGAAGAAGUGUUAACUGUUUUAUUGUUCCACUUAGACAGAAUUUAGGACAAGCCUGACAUUUCUUAAACUGUCUGCAAUGAGAAAAAUCAGAAGACGAAUUAAAAAAAGGAAGUAACACAAGAUACUGCAAACUGCUUACAACUGCAAAGAAAUCCCUCUACACACAUUACUGGUUUUGAAGGUAAUUUAUACAACUCCUGGAAUACAUUACGAGAAAAUAGCCACUUUUAAAUUAUUUUUUAUUAAAUAACCUACACAAACUUUGGCACAGUAAAGAAUACUUCCAAAGAAAGCAUAUAGUCACAUGUAAUAUGGAUGUGUCAUCAGGGCACAUAACAGGCUGCCUAACAUAAAUGAAUACAUGUUCCUUCUUCAGUUUUGGUCUUUAAACCAUAUCUAUCCUGUUAGCUAGUUUACUUAAGCACUUGUUUUCCUAGUAGUCACGGAGACUGGACUUGCCUUGUUCACUUCCACGAAGAGAAGGCACUGUCCUUUUGGAGGCCAGUGAGAAGCCAGGUGGAAGAGUAAUUUGCUAUCCCAACCAUAAGCCUGCCUUUCUCCAGGAAUGCUGCUUUUCUCUCCUCUAUCUAAGGCAGCAUGUUGACAGCAUUGUUCGUUGGACUGCCAGCCUUGUGUUAUAAGGAAAGAUUUCAUUUGAAAUACAGGAGCAGAACCAGUAAGUAUUUAAAAACUCCUAGAAUCUUUGUAUUGACACUCAGGCAUUGUAAUGGAGUUCAGAAUUAGUCAGAUAAAAUUUUAGAGUCUUUACAUUAAAUCCUUGGAGAUUUUCAAGAGCAGACUGCCUAAAGCCCUAGGUAGACUGCUCAGACCCCUUAGUUGACUCUGUUUUGAGCGGGAGGUUGACCUGCUCAUGUGCCAUCGAACCCAUUUUAUCCUAUAAUCCCCUCUUCUGAAACUGAAAAUGUGUGGAAUUUCAAGUAGACUUUUUGUUGACAAUCAGAGUUGCCUACUGUUGGAAAAAUAGGCUUUGAUUUUCCAUCAUAGCUUGGCUUUUGCUGCCACAUGUUUCAUAGCAAUAUUGAGUCCUCUGCUAUGACGUUUGGUCACAUUUAGAUCAGGAGCAUCAUGAUCUCAGUACCUCUCUCAUUAGGAAGCUGGCUGUUGUAGAGAGACACAAUGCCUUUUGAGAAGUAACUUAUUAUGCCUUUCCCAAACAUUCUAAAAAUUCGGUUUGAAUUCUGAGGCAAGUAGCAGGACCGGAAUUUUCAUUCUAUUUAUAAUUAUGCCUUGGCCUAUUCAUAGAAUAGGAUAUCCAAAAGCAGCCUGUGUCAAUCUAGUUCAACUCCUUCAGUCUAAUUUAGCUUCUCUUGACUUAUUUGAUAGAACUGCGGUUUUCUUAAAUUCAUGUAGAAUUAGGCUAAUCACUUUUUGAAAUCCCAUCCCAACCUGAUCAAGGACCAAAAUUUAGAGAAUCAAUGGCUCAUUCUUCACAUAUAUCCAGUAGUAACUGAUGAUGAGUUCUUGGAGGAGACAAGCAGGAUUUGGUUAGAUCCCUGAUAUAUCCACAGGUGUAGCACAGUUCUGUGAAGGGAAAGUACUAGACUAAAAAGAGUUCUAUUUUAAUAAUGAAAGAGGGCUGGAUCAUUAAAUUAAAAUCUUCAAUAAGAGAGUCUCAUCACGAUUCUUGGUGAAAAAGUACUCACGUACUGUACUAAUUUGUUUUCAUUCUCAGCACAGAAAUAGAAUUGGAUGUCAUGGAGCCCUAUUUGUCCAGCCUCAAAUAGUCCCUCCAGCUGAGAUUUGGGACACUUUGUGAGAUACAGCAGUGGACACACACAGCCCAUUAAAUUUCUGAGUGAUUAGAUGCCUUUGGGCAGAGGCUCUGGAGCUCCGUAGUGUCAGCUGAACCCAUUUUCCAAGUUAUGAUCUAGACUAAAGCUUUCAGCAGCAGGCUAAUCCUGUGCAUGGGUAAUGCACCAGCCUUAUCAUGCUCUGACAGUGUCUUGCUUGCUGCCUGUUCAAACUAGUUCUCAGAAAAUGCUUUGGGAGCACACAAGAGCACAGAAUGUGACUGGUUCCUGCAGUGCCUCCUGGCACUGACCUGUCGAACCAAUAGCAAGCCCUGCUGAGUUGAACCUUCAGAUGCAUGUUUUUGAUUCUGAUAAAAGACAUGUUUGUUUGGGGUUUGAAAUAUGUAUGAGCUAGCCUGAUUUUCUGUCAAAAAAAAAUACUCUUUCCUCUGAACAGCUGUGUACGUGACUGUUACCUGGAACUGUUUGUUCCUUUGUGCUUAUACUUAAUGUAAUGCCUAGAGAAACUACCUGAGUAACUAACUAUAUCUAUGUGGCCUUUCCAGAGCACCAGUCUGAAAGAUUAAGUUUUCUUCCCAGUCUGCUCAGCUCUGUAUAUUCAGCUGUACCACCUGCACCUUCUUUAUUUUAGGAACGAAGUGCUGUUUCAGGGUGCACAAAAUCUGGUGGAGUUUGAUCCUAACUUUGAGAAUGCUUUGAGCUUGGCAUUUUUAGGAAAAAAAUAGUGGUACAAAUUCUACAUCUAAUGAUGAUGCCUUUGUUUCUUCAACAGCAGAUAAAAGAUGCUGUAUUGGCAUUUCAAAUGAAGCCCCUCUCCCAAAUUCUUCCCAACUACUCUUUUCUAUAUUUGUUUGUGCGAGGCAAGCUUUAUUACUUGCAUUUUUAAGAACAUCAACUAAAUUGCUGGUCCGUUGAGAUACAGAUUCCUCCUUGGCCUGUUUCACAUAGAAAGACACAGAGUGUAUUGCCCAAGUUCUUUAGGAUGACUGAUUCAGUGAUGUGAGGCCAUGAGUAUGUAAAUCCUCAAGGGGUGUAAAGCAACAUGUCUUCACUUAUGCCAACAGGGGAGUGAGUGGUGUUUAUUUAUGCCAUUUUAUCCAUACACAGAGUCUUUUAAUCCAUACAUUCUGAAUCCAGAUUCUCCAGGGUUUAUCAUUUGUCAAAUCUCCUUUAAAGAGGCAACGUUUCAAUUAAUUUGACUAUUUCUACCAAUUUUUUUUAUUAAGGGGUAAAUGUCAUUUAUCUUUGCAAUUCGAACUUUUAUUUUUAACUUUUUUUUAUGCAUGGACAUUCAUUGUAGCAGAAAUUUUAACUACAAAUAUAUAUUAUACACAUAAACAUAGCAGUACAUCUUUGACACUUCUUCAAUUCUUGCUGUUAAUUGCUCGUGUUCAAUUUAGCCUUCCUUAAAUGUCACAGUGGAAUUUAUCCAUAAAUUAUUAUUAUUAUUAUUAUUAUUAUUGGCACCAGAAGUGAACUGCAUUACAUUUGCAGACCACAGGUUCAUUAUCCACGGUUCCAGCAGAUGUAAAUGGCUUGUCAUUUGUAGAAUAAGGUACCUGUUAUUUGAUUUGGUGGGGAAGCAAAAGCCCUAAUCUUCUAAUAACUUGCAUAACAAGCAGAAAUGAAAGCUAGAGAUUGCUCACCACUUCUGGUGAUAAAUUUCCUCGAGUAAUUCUGACAUGUACCUGCAACUAGUGUUAAAGGAAAUGUUAGUGCUGUAACUCCUGUUUAAUAUUUUGUCAGUAAUGUCAGAUGUGUUGUGGCUCAGUUUGACUGUCAGAAUGUAUAACCUAUAUUCUAGUGUUCGUGGAAUUCAAAUGUCUUAAAUGUUGCAUGAAAAUAUGUUAAAAAUAUGUUUUCUAUUUUUGAAUACCUCAAAACUGAGGAAUCAUGGGCCAAUAAGUGCAAUAUUUAAUUAUUUACUCGGUGUAUAUAAACUCGUGUGAAAGGGAGAAUUGUCCUGUAUGUGUGAUAAGCUGUUGAUGAUGCCUGUGUGGCUUAAGAUUUCCAAUAGAUGUACCUGUCUUGUAGUUAAAUUUAUAUAAUAAACACAUUACCAGUGUAGUGUAAGAAUAUUCUUAAGUCUUUUGAACUAUUUUUCAAAUAUGAGACAAUGGUAAAAGAUAUUUGUGUGUUUAUUGCAAGUGCAUGUCAAUUUUACUUUUAGAGUUUUGAGUGUCCUUUUUGAAAAUCAUCAUGUUACACCAACACUAGUGGGACAGCGCUUUCAGUCAGAAGAUGCUUGUAACCAUUUCUAAACUAUCUGCCUAUAUUUUUAAAGCAUGUUUCCCAGAAGCAUUAAAAGAACAUCCUAGAGCUCAGCAGUUACAGUGAGUUAUUUAUUCUUAAAGGAUCAGUUAUGUGCUCUCUCUGCCUGCAUUACAUAAUAUCAUGCAGGCAUGUUUUCUUUAAUCUGAAAUAGUUAACUCAUAGUAUGUACCUGAAAUAUGAAAUAGGAAUACCCAUUACUUUUGUGGAGGACUCAGCAAAUGUCAGUUGGUGCCCGGAGUUAACAUGUUUAGGAACAGCUUGAAGGUCAUAGUCAAAAUGGUCCAGCACAGUGAAAGCACGCUAAACUUAGUCAGUCACUUCUGCCAAUUGUUUCUUAACUUUUCCAGGUCCUAAAGAUGGACGAUAUAUCCUUAAAUACAUUGAGCCACACUCUUCACUCAGCUGUUACAUGGCCCUCAAUGUUGAACAUUCCAUGUAUCGGUGAAGCUGGGGUUUAAAUGGAAACAAAACACAGCCCAGAAUCUAACCAAUAAAUUAAAAGAAGACAUCCAAUCAUUUUUUUUUCCUUUCCUGUUAUCUUUGCAUAUUCCUAAUAAUUCUAAGAAGACAAGCAAGGCGAUCAGUAUACAGCUACACCCUUGGGUACAUUUGAGACCAUAAACCAUGAAUCAGUGGUCUGCCAUGGGUUCCCAGCUGGGUCCACAGAUGUUUAUUCUGUUAAUUCUAAUUCUUUUUACGUAUCUGUUUUCAAAGGAACGUGUCAUCCACCUUGGAGCUUUGCUAAAUAGAGAUGGGUUGCUGGUUCUGUGCCAGGCAGGGGACACACACACUGAUUCUGCUGAACAAUUUUCAUGACAAAUUUUUUUCGUUAGUACCACAGUAAAAGAUACAUGAGUAGAUUUUUAUUUCCUCAGAUGCAUUUUUUUGUGACAACCUAUAAGGCUGAUUUAGGUUUGGGGCUUUUUUUAAAUUAGCAUGAGCAGGAAGAGAAACUCUAAGGCACACUGGAUACAAGUACGCCAGGUUUCCUUUCCCGUGUCAUCAAAUAGUUUCCCUGAGAAAGCAAAGUAGAUUGCAUUAAGUAACACAGGACAGUGCUUGCAGUGACAUAAGCAGGCCUUAAAAUUCUUCCUGGUUUUAUAUCUUCUGCCAUGCAAAAAUCUUCUGCAAAAUUAUUCGGACCAGAGAGAAAUGGAAAUGUAUGAGAAGAGAAAUUUGGGGUUACUUAAUGAAAAAAAGGAAAUUCUUGAUAUAGCUGAGCAGCAGACAAAGUAACAGUCACAAUAUGAGGUACCAUUAAAUACAGAGUGCUACAGGACAGAGGAUGCUUUAACUAAACUUUUUAUUGCUAAGUGACCUGACUGUUCAAGGACUGGCAGAUAAUUCUACUUAGUGUUUUUAUCGUUCCUCAUAGAUAUGUGAUUACAUACACAAAGAUAAAUGCUUACCUUAAAAAUAUGUAGCUGUUCUGGCUCCCUUAAGCUCACUUUCUUGCUGAAUUGUUUUUGAAGAAAAGUUGAAGUACUUGCUUAGAAUACAUUUGUGAGGGGGAUGAGACUCAGCCUGUACCUCCUCCCCCGACUCCUACUGCAAUAUAGUUACUGUGGUUCUAAAAGGUAUGUUAGUUUAAAAAUGCUGCUGGGUGACAAACUUUGUGAAUCUUCUGCAUUCAAUCACAGAAGCUCUUGUCUGAACGUGAAGUACAAGUUUUAUCCAAGUGCAGACUUUAUUUCCGUGUGGACGUAGAGACCAUGUGUAUUCCAUUGGAUAUUCUGUUUCUAUGUGACUUCUGUAUACCAAGUGGAUUUUGUUUGUUUAAUUUUUUGUUGGACUUUUUUUUCCUUUUGUAAUUACAAUAAAUAUUCAAGAGAGUAUA
Molecule: messenger RNA, 8027 nt
Organism: Cuculus canorus (common cuckoo)
Lineage: Eukaryota; Metazoa; Chordata; Aves; Cuculiformes; Cuculidae
Gene: RAB3C
Product: RAB3C, member RAS oncogene family
Exons: 5
Coding region: 99-782 (227 amino acids)
Biological process (GO): regulation of exocytosis; protein secretion; protein localization to plasma membrane
Cellular component (GO): synaptic vesicle; endosome; plasma membrane
Molecular function (GO): GTPase activity; GTP binding
Source: RefSeq, a predicted model, not a curated record